CGUGAGGUCAGAGAGUUUGCGACUGCCCACAGUAACAAACAUUGGGAGCUGUUCAAAAGUAAAUAUAAUCGGACAAUAGAAUUAAUACCUGCAUAAAUCUCAGGUGAAUUGCUUACAUGUGUCUUCACCGACAUGGAUACAUAGUAAACAACAUGCAGUUGUAAAUAACAACACAUGGCUCUGAAUAAUGUCAGUCAAACAGAUUAUCCGUCCUUGCUGAAUUCUGAUUGGUUGAGACGAUCUGCUCAGAUGUGUCAUAAGGUCAAAGUGAGUCAGAGGUUUGCUAUAUAAGCCUCGCUCGAUUUAAAUACAACAGACAUAAUAAUUGUAUAGCUAGGGUUGUGUAGUGUACGUGUUACAUUGACAAUAUGAAAAUGGUCCUAGGAAUGCAGUCCUGUGCAUGUAAGGGCAUUCCUAUUAAACGGAAGGACGAGGGACUAGAAGUGAAGUCAGGGAAUUUAUUGUUGAUCCAAUCACAUCAGGGUAGAUCAGUUAGGGUGCCGGUUCACGUUAGAGUGUACCAGAGCUGCUUUGAACAUUACGCAAUCGUCAACAGAGACUGCAAAUUCACGAACAAAGGCAUUUUUGUGAACUUGAAGAAUUCCACAGUGAUACGGACUGAAACACGGGAGUCUGAAUUCCUCAUGGUGCCGGAUAACGUGGAGGGGACCGGAUACACAUUUCAGGCGCGAAACGCCACAGAGGCCGAGGACUGGACGGAGGUGUUACGGGCCAGUGUUUCCCAGGGUUCCCCCACAUCCGCUCACCCCGCCCCGAGUCUGUCCCCCGUUAUCCCCAGAAUGCCACUGAUGCCCACUCUCGCAGAGGAAGAGGAGAGCUGACCUCGCGUGACCUCUUGGAGUGAACUCGGUCAGUGAGGCGUUUGUUGAUUUGACUUCUGCAGAUUGUGUUUAUCAACAUGUUUACAGGCUGCAGUGUGAAGCCGUCAUCGGGUGACAGUGAGGUGUCUACAGACAUUGACACCCUGACUUGUUUACGUGGAUUACAUGGCGGGAAGUAUUGUAAUCCUCUUAUCCUGUAUAACUGUUGUUGAGGCGCGUAAAAUCUCCGUCAGACAGAGGCACGAUGCCAGCACGUGCAGGAUUCCAGUUUUAUCCGGUCCCUUGGGUCUGGAUUGUAACAAAUUCCAAAGACAAAAGCUAAAGCUGUGAUAUUGACUCUAAUUUAAUUUUUUAUUGUUACGUAGUGUGAUUUUGUGCAAUAGUUGUUUUUAUGUUAACAUGAGUGUGCAAUACUUGUUCAUUAAAAUAAGAAAAAUGUU
Messenger RNA from Saccostrea cuccullata (small rock oyster), 1282 nucleotides. RefSeq lists its product as uncharacterized. The record is from RefSeq and is a predicted model, not a curated record. Bases 369 to 842 code for a protein of 157 amino acids. The transcript has a single exon. Lineage: Eukaryota; Metazoa; Mollusca; Bivalvia; Ostreida; Ostreidae.